Messenger RNA from Hypomesus transpacificus, 3592 nucleotides. RefSeq lists its product as uncharacterized. The record is from RefSeq and is a predicted model, not a curated record. NCBI's taxonomy places the organism in Eukaryota, Metazoa, Chordata, Actinopteri, Osmeriformes, Osmeridae. The transcript is spliced from 6 exons. Bases 855 to 3050 code for a protein of 731 amino acids.
AGCAACAUUAGCAACAACAUUACUAGGUAGUGAUGGGCUGCUCAGUACUCAGGUGUCGAUACUGUUCCGACACAUUCAACACUCACUGCAUCGGAACAACGUUUCGAGACGGGUUUUAAACACACUCCCGGUCACGUGUCAAAGUAUUGAACAAAACCUGUCUCGUACUUGCCAAAAGACUUGCCAAACGUGUCGGGGUAUAAAAUGAGGCGGCAGAGCCACAAAGGUUUUAAAUGCGUGAGGCGAUGGCGUGAAAGAGUGCCAGGACAUGGAGCUCUGUAAAAGAAUAUCUGUGUACUUGUAGAAAAGAUUUGUAACUUGUAGAAAAGGUUUUGUGUCUCUGUAGAAGGAGGCGGGAUCACCGCUCCCAAAACCAUCUCGGUUUUGUGAGAUUUGUGAGUUUCCUCAAGGAUCACAAUGACUUGCUUAGAGACUUGCUCUUGUGGUUAUAGUGAUAACUGAGUUACAUUUUUGUACUCGCUGUGAUAUAUUGUUUUUAAUGUUGCUUGUUUUUCCACAUGUACACUUGCACUUAUAGCGGUUCAUGUUGUUUAAUUGUAACUUGUUUAACUACAUGCUCAUAUGGUUCUUCACUUUGGCACUUAAUGUUUUGGCUACUCGCAAUUUUUUGGGGCUAUCUUGUUGUUAGUGACCUAUGCACUUUGUAAAGCUCUCUCUUGGAAGUCGCUUUGGAUAAAAACGUCUGCUAAAUGAAUAAAUGUAAAUGUAAUGAGACAGUUUGAGACAAUUAGAGAACGUUAUAUAACCUAUAUAUUAAUAUGUAACCACUGUAUACUGAGUUUAUCGUCUCAAACUGUUCAAAAAUUACAUAUGGGCUUAAUUGAAUAUUUAAAAUGAAAACCAUCUCUCCAAUAUACGAUUCCACGCUAUCUGCAUUACAGGAGGACGGCAAUAAUUCCGUUCAACCACAAGGAUCCUUAAUAUCAACAUGUAGAAUUGCCUAUAUGCCACGUGAGCUGACGUACUUCCGCCUAAAACUCUCAGUCACCACGUUUACUUCCACUGCAAUGGCAUCCAUCGUCGAUAUUGAUUGUCCAAAGCUAGUCAAGAGAAAAGAAUCGACGAAAAAGUUCAAAUAUCAGCGAACAUCUGGUACCACUGCCGAACACUGUUGUGUGCCUUUAUGCCAGAACUCAAGUAAGUACAACGGUGUGCUUAGUUUUUUUACCUUUCCUGUGGAUGAGGAGCUCAGACGCAAAUGGGUAGUCGUUAUCCGCAGGGAUCACUUCGUUAUUACACCUCACACCCGGGUGUGUAGUCGGCAUUUUAAAGAGGAGGAUAUACGAGAGCCUACAUCAGAGAACGGGCGGCGAUUACUUAAAAAGGGAGCUGUUCCAGCAUUAUUUGAGUGGAACAACUUCUCCCUUCCCCCUCCAAGACCGGGUGUCUGGGAGAGAAGACCGAGACCGCCACUUAAGGAGAGCCUUCCAGAAAGCGCAGACGCAUCAGGCCAAGAUGACCAUGACUACGCCGUGGGUCCCGAUCCCGCAUUUGUGGACCUGGUGCUUGAGGAAAAUGCAGCUCUUCAAGAGGAAACCCGCCAGCUGAGACAGCAGGUCGAGAGACUUACCGUUACGUUGACGCAGAGGUUAGGCAUCCACCGUUUCGCUUCCUCGGACAAAGACAUCCUUUUUUUCACCAGAGUCAGAUGUGAUCUACAAGGUGUUUCCAUGGAUAUUACCGGAGAGAUGGCCACAGAAUCAUUAAAGGAGGAUACCACUAUAGAGGAAAGCACUAUGGUCACUGAAAUGGGAGAACCGUCCAUGGAUUGUGAUAAUCCAGAUUUUGUCCCAUCCGUUUUUUCUCAUAGUCGCACCCAAGACACCGCUGGAAAGGAGGCAAGAUAUGAAAGAAAGAGAAAGUGGGAUGACGCUCUGGCCCCUGUUUGCAGCCCCUCAGGCUCAACUGAGGGAUCUCUUCUAGAAUACUCUGAAGAAAAGGAACAGGAAGAAGAGUUGGAACAAACUAAAGUGAAGCAUGCAGUGGUUACCCAUCCCCAAGACCAUGACUAUGCAGGUCGCCCACCUCCUGAUACUAUGGAGACGGUACUGGAAAAGAUUAAGGAGUUGGAGGAACGCCUCAAGAAAAACACAAGGGUCCAGACACAGUUGAGCAGGUUUUGUGUUUCAGAUGAAGAUUUCAAGUACUACACUAGAUUUUCCUCUGAACACAUUUUUAAGUUUUUUUGGAAAUCAAUUGAGCCCUCAGCAUCAAAAGUUCUAUAUUGGAAUAAAGCACAGAAAAUGGGAAUGGAGAAUGUGUUCCAGGAAACACCAAGCCCUCACUGCAAGCUACCACUUAUCGAUGAGUUUUUCUUGUAUUGUUUGCGCACUGCUGCUGGACUGAACGAGAAGGUGUUGGCUGGUAUGUUUGGUUUGAAUGUUUCCACUGUGAGCAGGAUACUCAUUACUUGGGCCAACUAUUUGUAUCUUGUACUUGGAUCCAUUCCAAUCUGGAUGACUCGGGAUCAGGUGAGGAGAGCAAUGUCUCGGAAGUUUCAAAGAAAAUGUCCCAAAGUCAGAGUCAUAUUGGAUUGCUUUGCUCUGCAAUGUGAAUCACCAACAUCCAACAUUUCACGCUAUGAGACCGAUUCCACAGACAAGUCUCAUUCCACAUUCAAGGGGCUGAUUGGUGUUUCACCAAGUGGUGAGGUGACUUUUGUUUCCACACUCUACAAAGGAUCCAUCUCUAACAAGGAGAUGACAAGGUUGUCUGGAAUAGUCAAUCUACUGGAGCAGGGGGAUGAAGUAAUGGCUGGCAAGGACUUCCUGAUUGAGCAUUUAAUGUCAACGGUUGGAGCCAAGCAAGUUCCCCCUCAGUUCCCAUUAAAAGACAAAGAGAAAACCCUUGAAAUGAUCCACCCUCUUUUCAAAAGAAUUAUUUGUAAAGUCAAAGAGUUCCAUAUAUUUGACUGUUCCAUUCCACUUUACUUAGCUGGCAGCAUCAAUCAGAUCUGGGUAAACAGCUGUCUGCUCCUAAAUUAUCUAGGACCCAUGGAGUUGGAUGAUAAACUAGCAAAAUGCACAUGAACCCUCUAUUCUGUUAGGGGUAUAUGAAAGGUGUAUAUUCCCCAUCUUUGCUGCAAGUGUUAUUUUCAAUGCAGUUUGUUUUCCCUGAUAAUGCUAUUUUGUAUUGCUGUUCUUUGAUAUCUUUGCUAUUUUUCUUUGUAGCUUCUAGUGCUCAUUUCAAUGCCUGCUAUGUAGUUGUUGCUUGACAUGUCUUAAGAAUGUCAUUGCUCUGGCUGAUAUUGUUACACUGUGGACAUGAUUUUAAAAAAAAGAGAAGAAUUUGACUUAUGAGGUAACGAUAGCAAAACAACUCUCAAGCUCAAAGGACACCAUUUGAAAAGUCAUGUCAAAAACUAUUUGUAAGUAUGUAAUAAAAUGUGCAAGGUUAUGUUUUGAUGUGAGAGUACAUAUUAUUUAUAGAUGUAUUCCAGAAUCACUAAUGAGUUCCAAAGGUUUUUCUUGUGCAGUUACGGAUAGGGUUUGUAGACAAAGUGGAUACAUUAAUCUAUGAAGAAAUUGAAAAGGUAGAAGUAAAUAAUAAAAUAAAUGGAUAAUAUGAACCA